Dentiscutata heterogama is the source of this 514-nucleotide messenger RNA. The record is from the annotation of a GenBank genome assembly. Lineage: Eukaryota; Fungi; Glomeromycota; Glomeromycetes; Diversisporales; Gigasporaceae.
AUGUCGCCUUUGCUUGAUGAUAUUAAAGGAUUCGACCCAUGUAGUAUUAUUAAUUUAGCCAUGGAUAAGCUUGUCGGUGGAACGACUUUUACUUGUUGGAAAAAGGAUAAAGAUUGUAUCAGCAUUGUGGAAGCAUUGGCUAUUUUAGGACCCCGUUUAAAUAUAGAUAUAGUACCACAGUCAGAAUAUGCAUCUUCUUUGAUGUCAAAUUUUGUGCUAGAAGGCGAAUAUCAUGGAAAGCUCAUUGCUAGAUUAUUAUUGCUUAAAGUGUGGGAUGACAUUUAUAAGAAAUUAAAUACACCCUCCACUAGAAUUCAUAUUCUCGUAUCAUUUACAGGUGCGGAAUUUGGCAAAGCAUAUAUUAAGUUUACACACAUUAUCAGUAUUAUGUAUACACCAAAUAGAAAAGAUCUUUUGGAUGCUCUAAUUCAUGAGUCUCUUAAUGAAGAACCUAGUGAAGAUCGAAUUUCGUACACAUUAAUCCAAGUUAAAAAUUUGACCAAAGAUGUAAAAG